This is a messenger RNA of Williopsis jadinii, 1023 nucleotides long. RefSeq names its product phosphatidylinositol transporter (gene PDR17). The transcript has a single exon. The record is from RefSeq and is a predicted model, not a curated record. Gene Ontology annotation, molecular function: phosphatidylinositol transfer activity. The coding region runs from base 1 to 1023 and encodes 340 amino acids. NCBI's taxonomy places the organism in Eukaryota, Fungi, Ascomycota, Saccharomycetes, Phaffomycetales, Wickerhamomycetaceae.
AUGAAUUUCUUCAAGAAGAACACUCCUGUGACUAAAAGGGACGAUCUCAUCACGGUAUCAAAGCCGUUUGAAUGCCCUGCGUCUAUCGAGCACCAGGGACCAAAAGAAAUUGGGCCUGAAGACCAGGUCAAGUACGACGAGAUCUUGGCUCAUUUCCAAGAUUCUAGCUUGGAAAUCAAUGUCACUGAAGAUGGCCAAAGCGGUGGAAAAAAGCCGCUAACCACCAAUGAAAAGUUCUGGCUCACAAGAGAAUGCAUCUUGAGAUAUCUCAGGGCCACAAAGGGUGAUCCUGAAAAGGCCAUUGAAAGAUUGGAAUACACACUGGCUUGGAGACGAGAGUUUGGUUUGUCAGGGGAUCACGAGGUUUUCACGGCAGAGUCGAUAAGUCACGAGAACAAAACUGGUAAGCAGGUUGUUCUUGGAUUUGAUAAGAGUUCAAGACCACUGUUGUACUUCAAGCCUGGUCGCCAGAAUACAAAGGCAUCCAUCAAACAGGUUCAGUCCACAGUGUGGUUCCUCGAGAGAACAAUAGAUUUGAUGCCACAAGGCGAGGAGAACCUCUGUCUCUUGAUUGAUUUUAAAUCCCAUAAAGUUGAAGGUGAGACCUCCAAGAUUCCCUCAAUUCAUUUAGCAAAACAGGUGCUUCACAUCUUACAAUCGCAUUACCCAGAAAGGUUGGGCAAAGCACUCUUUAUCAACUUGCCCUUUGUUGCGCUGACUUUCUUGAAGCUGAUCACGCCGUUCUUGGAUCCAGUUACAAAGGAAAAACUGGUUUUCGAUACUGAUUUUAAUACUGUUGUGGACGAUGACGAGCUGGACAGUGAAUACAAUGGAAGGCUACAAUUUGAGUAUGAUCACGAGGUAUAUUAUCCUGCACUUAUAGAGGUGACUGAUAAAGUUAGACAGCGUAUGUGUUCAAGGUUUGGACUUUUUGGGUCAGCAGUUGGCUCAAGUGAAUAUGAUUUGAAAAGUGACAAGGAAAAGUUAGAAUUUCCAGUUAAGCCAUUGGCAGCAACUACAUAA